Molecule: messenger RNA, 551 nt
Organism: Fusarium redolens
Lineage: Eukaryota; Fungi; Ascomycota; Sordariomycetes; Hypocreales; Nectriaceae
Exons: 1
Coding region: 43-312 (89 amino acids)
Source: RefSeq, a predicted model, not a curated record
GAUGAAUGUGUAUGGGAUAGUUCUUCGCUCCUUGGCUGUCUGAUGCACUACUUCGAAGCCAACCCUUCCCAACUCAACCUUGAUAAGCCAACCAUUCUCGCAUUAGCUUACUAUCCAGUACAUAUCAUACUUGGUGAAUGGAACCUCUACAACCAUUUAAUCAGCCGAUACUUCAAGUACUACGAGUACUCCAUGAACGAUAUCGCUCAUAGGCUCCACAACGACGAUAUCAUCGAUCUCCAGCGCUGGCGUCGUCGAAGCAAACAGAGCCAGCACAAGCUGAUCGCCCUUGCAGAGUCCAUCGACUACUGACUAGACCUGGAAUCGGACCAAAAGCGCUGGAAACUGCUUAUCAAGGACAUUCGCUAUAUGCAACGACAACUAGAACUUUACAGCCAGUCAUUUGAUCAAAUAGUCACUGUGGCAACGUCGAUGAUUCAAAUAUUGGACUCAAGACGCUCGAUUCGAGAGGCUAUCAACGCGAAGCGCUUGGCUGAUAUAGCCCUUGUGUUUGUUCCGUUAUCUUGGGUUGCGAGUUUGUUCAACAUGGG